GUGAAUGGAUUGCAGGGCGGAACGAAUAUUCGGCGGGGAGUGUCCGUCAGGAGUUUUUAGCAGUGGCGCUCGGGCGGAAUGGAGGUAAAAGAUGCAAAUGCUGCAAUGCUGAGUAAUUAUGAGGUCUUUAAGCUUCUGACUGAUCUUAAAGAGCAACGGAAAGAAAGUGGAAAUAAGAAACAUAGUGCUGGUCAGCAGAAUCUCAACACAAUAAUGUAUGAGACUUUAAAGUAUUUGUCGAAAACACCUUGCAAAUAUCAGACACCAGAAAUCGUAACUGAGUUUCUUACAGCCAUGCUUCCGCAAAAACUGACCAAGGCAGAGAAACUUCAAUUGCUGAAUCACAGGCCAUUGACUGCAGUGGAGAUACAGUUGAUGGUAGAAGAGAGUGAAGAAAGGCUAACAGAAGAACAGAUUGAAGAGCUUCUACAGACCAUCAAUAGCAUCCUGCCAGGAGACCCUGAUGAGCAAGCUGCAACUCAGCAGCAGGAAGAGGUGGAUAUGGUUGCUGAAGAGGAAGGAAACCAAAAGGCAGAAUCAAAUCAAUAGACACUAUUUCUGUUUACAAAAAUGUUCUAAUGAUUGAUCUACCUUGGCUUUCAUACUUAAACCCUACUGUGUCUGUACUUGGAUUCAAGCCUGCAGUACUAGCAUUUCAGAUACUGUCCAGAUGUUUUCAGUUAUGUUCCAUACUGUACAUUGUGAGACUAAGCUAUGAUUAGCUAGUGUCUUAACUCAGAGCUAGUAUAUUUUUAUAAUUCAAAUAGUGCAAAGACCAAAAUACUUCAACCUCUAUAGCUGUGUAUUUAGUAAAAGCUGACGAAAUGUGUACCUUGCAUGUUUAGUUUACAGUUGUUAGUCUACGGAAGAAGAUCUGCCAGACGAGUGUACAAAGGGAGGUGUGUGCAGAAUUGGAGAGAAAAUGUUUGUUUAUGGAUUUUGCAAACGGAUAAAAGAUUCUAUAAUGAAAACUGUUAAUGAAUUGAAACAACGGAUCUUAUCAUACCAUAUAAGUAUUGUAGUAAUAUGAAAGUAUUUUGCCAAAAAGUGGAGUUUUAAAUCAUAUUGGGAAACUGCUAAAAUAAAUGUCUAUUGUUACAUAAAAUAAAUGUUUAAAAAUAAGGGGAAAUUUGUUUGGGGUAUCAGCCACUUUGGAAUGUAAAGUCACUACAAAUUAUGAAAUAAAUCUUUAUUCUUGGGUAAACAA
Messenger RNA from Carcharodon carcharias (great white shark), 1207 nucleotides. It is a transcript of the gene crcp, whose product is annotated as calcitonin gene-related peptide-receptor component protein. NCBI's taxonomy places the organism in Eukaryota, Metazoa, Chordata, Chondrichthyes, Lamniformes, Lamnidae. The coding region runs from base 79 to 549 and encodes 156 amino acids. Gene Ontology annotation, molecular function: nucleotide binding. The record is from RefSeq and is a predicted model, not a curated record. Gene Ontology annotation, biological process: transcription initiation at RNA polymerase III promoter. Gene Ontology annotation, cellular component: RNA polymerase III complex. The transcript has 6 exons.